AUGAGCCUACUGGGCCUUACGUCGGAAAUACUUGGUAUUCUUGAUACCCUCCAAACAGGCAUAUCGUCAGUGGCCUUCUCGCCAAAUGGCCAGUUACUAGUAUCCGGAUCUACAGAUAGAACGGUCCGUCUCUGGGAUACAGAGACGGGUGCCCUCCAGCAGAUACUCAAGGGUCAUUCGGGUAGGGUUUUGUCUGUCGUCUUCUCGCCCGAUGGCCGGUUGCUAUCAUCCGGCUCCGAAGACAACAUAAUUUGCCUCUGGGAGGUAGUGAAGGGUGCCCUCCAGCGAACUCUUACGGGCCACUCAAGUGGGAUCCGGUCAGUAGUCUUCUCGCCUAACGGCCGGCUGCUAGCAUCCGGCUCCGAAGAUAGGACAGUUCGUCUCUGGGAUACGGUAACGGGCAAACUCCAGAAAACUUUCAACGGCCAUUUAAAUGCUAUACAGUCAGUAAUCUUCUCGCCCAAUAGCUAUUUGGUGGUAUCUGGAUCUACCGAUAAAACGAUACGCCUCUGGGACACAGAGACGGGUGCACUCCAGCAAACCCUUGUUCAGUCAGGCGCGAUCCGGUCGGUAGCCUUCUCGCCCCACGACCAGCUGGUCGCGUCCGGCUCCAGGGAUAGUAUAGUGCGUUUUUGGGACCUAGCGACAGGAGCACCGCAGCAAACUUUUAACGGUCAUUCGGAUCGAAUUCAUUUGGUGGCCUUCUCUCCCGACGGCCGGCUGCUGGCGACUGGCUCACAUGAUCAGACAGUGCGCCUCUGGAACAUAGCGACGGGAGCGCUGCUACAGACUUUAAAUGUCAACGGACUUGUCCAAUACCUUGAAUUUGCCCCGGAUGGUUCAUAUAUAUGGACAAAUUUAGGCUCCCUUGAUGUUCAAUUCGGGUGGGAAAAUCAUGCACCUAAUUUGACCAAUGUGGAUUUGGAUAUCUUGGAAAGGCAGUGGAUACAGCUGAAUGGAAGUAAUAUUUAUUAUUUAUAG
Molecule: messenger RNA, 981 nt
Organism: Aspergillus oryzae RIB40
Lineage: Eukaryota; Fungi; Ascomycota; Eurotiomycetes; Eurotiales; Aspergillaceae
Product: WD40 repeat domain-containing protein
Exons: 3
Coding region: 1-981 (326 amino acids)
Molecular function (GO): protein binding
Source: RefSeq, a predicted model, not a curated record